Molecule: messenger RNA, 1733 nt
Organism: Pararge aegeria (speckled wood butterfly)
Lineage: Eukaryota; Metazoa; Arthropoda; Insecta; Lepidoptera; Nymphalidae
Product: venom carboxylesterase-6-like
Exons: 10
Coding region: 10-1722 (570 amino acids)
Source: RefSeq, a predicted model, not a curated record
GUUAAUCGGAUGCCAGCAAGCGUCGCGAGCGCGUUCGUAUUUAAGAUGUCGAGUCUAAAAUUUAUUGUUUUUUUAUUCCUCGUUGCCAUGGUGAUAAGUCAAGAAUGUAAAGAUCUCAUAGUAAACACAGUGAAUGGUGAGUUAUUGGGUGAAUCGCGAGUUUCUACGGGUGGCAGGAAAUUCGUUAGCUUUCUUGGUGUUCCCUACGCCAGCCCGCCGAUUGGAGAAUUUAGAUUCAAAGAUCCUCAACCGAUGCCGCCGUGGACCGGGGUAUGGAAUUCGACGCGCAUUCCCCCCGCCUGUCUUCAAUUCGAUCCUACGAUUAAUGGGAUUAUAGGUAGCGAAGACUGUCUGUUCGUAAAUGUCCACACACCGAAUCUGAGCCCUAAUGCUUCGCUACCAGUGGUUAUCUUCAUCCACGGCGGAGCAUUCGUUUACGGAGCUGGAGGACAGUUCGACGGUGUCCAUAUGAUGGACAGAGACGUGGUCCUCGUAACAGUUAACUACCGUUUGGGACCAUUAGGUUUCCUAAGCACGGGCGAUACAGUAAUACCAGGCAACACUGGUCUGAAGGACCAGUCAUUCGCCUUGAAGUGGGUUCGCGAUAACAUCAAGGUGUUUGGCGGCAACCCUGACAGUGUCACACUUACCGGAUUGUCAGUUGGUGGUGCUAGUGUGCACUACCACUAUCUGUCACCACUUUCUAAAGGUCUAUUCCACCGAGGAAUUGCUUUCAGCGGUUCAGCUUUUUCACCUUGGGCUUAUUCUACUAAACCUGUGCAAAAGGCCAAAGAACUGGCCUCCCUUGUUGGUUGUGCUACCAACAACAGUCGGGAAAUGGCAGAGUGCCUUCGGUAUAGACCUGGAGAUAUGCUAGUCGAGGCUCAAAUUGAGAUGUUUGACUGGAGAAUGAAAUGGUUGAAUAUAUUCGCGCCGACUGCGGAGGAUUCCGCAACGAAGGUUCCUUUUCUCACUCAACAUCCUUAUGUUGCCAGUCAAGCUGGAGCGAUGCAACGUCUCCCACUCGUCGCUUCAGUGACCUCUGACGAAGGGCUGUAUCCCGCAGCAGCCUACCAAAGAGAGCCCACUAUCCUACCAGAGCUGGAAGCGAGAUGGGAAGAACUUGCCAGCAACAUUUUCGAUUACAAUGACACCCUGCCUAUUAGCACGCGCUCCAGUGUUGCCAAUAGGAUAAAGCAGAAGUACUUGGAGGGCAGACCUGUUUCCCAAAACACAUUUGAAGAGCUCGUUCAAGCUCUCGGAGAUCGUUUGUUAAAGUCAGAUGUUGGAAAGAUGCCACUUAUACACGCCUCACGGUCCCGCCAACCGACCUACUUCUAUCGCUUCUCCUACAAGUGGCAAUACAGCUUCUCCAACAUUUUGGCCCGAAACUAUGAAAGCUAUGGAGUGAGCCACGCUGAUGAUGUUAUACUAGUUCUCAAGUUCCUACCGACGGAGACAACUCGCGCUGAAGAUCUGCAGAUGAGAGCUGCUCUUCUCGAUAUGAUCUACAGCUACGCCACGACUGGAGUACCAAAACUGCCAAAUGCUCCCACAUGGUUGAAAGUUAAACCGGAUCAAACUGAAUUAUCUUACAUGGAAAUAGCCGGUCCGAGAGAUAUGACAAUGAAAUCCAGCGCGGACUUCGGCAACAAAACCUUCUGGAGCAGCCUCGGCUUCAAUGAAAAUGAAAACUAUAACGGAAUAUACAAUGAAUUUUAGACUAAUAGGAA